CUUGAGAUACAAAGUUAGGUUGUUGAUUUGUGAUUUUUUUUUUUUUUUAAACAUGUAAGCUUUUGCUGCCAUAAACCUCCCUGUUAGUACUGCUUUAGCUACAUCUCAUAAAUUAGUGGUUUGUUGUUUUUGUCUCCGGAUAUUUAAAAAAUUUCUUUGUAAUUUCUUUGCCCCAUUGGUUGGUUAAGAGUGAGUUUUUAAAUUCCACAUGUGUGGAUUUUCUUGUUUUUCUUCUGUUAUUGGCUUUUAGUUUCAUUUCACUGUGAUUAGAGAAGAUAGUUGGUAUGAUUUCAGUCUUCUUAAAUUUAUUCAGACUUGUUUUGUGACCUACGUUUUAUAUAAUUUUAAUAUGUAUCUGAACUUUCAGAGUUAAUUGUAAAGACUUUUCUGAAUUGUCAGUGUUUGGUUUUCUAAAAUAUGUUCACGCCUCUUCAGCAUAUUUACAAUAUUUUUGAAAAUUAAUAGACAUUCUUUUUUAGAAGUUUUUAGAUUUACAAAAUAUUUGAGCAGGAUAGUAUAGUGUUCCCAUGUUCUAACCACCCCUCCAACUGUCAUUUUUCCCUGUUAUUAACAUCUUACGUUAGUACAGUACACUUGUUACAGUUAAUGAACCAAUAUUGACACAUUAUUAUUAACUAAAGACCAUAGUUUAUUCAGAUUUUCUUAGUUUUUACCCAGUGUUCUUUUUCUGUUCCAAGAUAUAUUACAUUUAGUUGUCGUUUCUUCCUAAGCUUCUGAAGACUUUGUUUUUGAUGACCUUAUAAGGUUUUUUUUUUUUCUUAGCAGUUUUGAAGAAUAUUGGUCAGAUAUACUGUAUGAUCUUCUAUUGGAAUUUGUCUGAUAUUUUUCUCAUGAUCAGACUGCGGUUAUGGGUUUUUGGGAGGAUGUGUUAUACUUGACAUUUUAGUAUUCAGGUGUUCUCUUAGAAUACUGCUUGAAGCAAAACCAUCUGUGCCAACUGCUUUUAAGUUUUAUCCUCUUUUUUUGUACUCCCCCCCCCCACUUAUAUAAGUAAUAUUCCAAUUGUAUUUCUUAGGUAUAGAUUUUAAAAUACGUUCUAUCAUACUUCUUUGUAAAAUCUUUUUUUAAAAAAAUAUGUGUCUUCGCUAUUAUCAAAAAGAUAACACAUGUUGGCAAGGAUGUGGAGAAAGGGAGCCCUUGUGUACCUUGCUAGGAAUGCACAAUAAACAGCCAUUAUGGAAAACAAUAUGGCAGUUUCUAGAAAACUAAAAAUAGAAUUACCAUAUGAUAUAGCAGUCCCGCUUCUGGUUAUAUAUCUAAAGGAAUUGAACUCAGUAUGCUGAAGUGGUAUCUGCAUGUCCAUAUUCACUACAGCAUUAUUCACAAUAGCUAAAAUAUGGAAGCACCCUUGGUGUCCAUCAUUGCAUGAAAGGAUAAAUGUGGUAUAUAUGCACAAUGGAAUACUUUUCAGUCUUAAGAUAGAAAAAAUUCUGUUAUUUGCAAGAACAUGGAUGAACCUGGAGGACAUUAUGCUAAGUGAAAUAAACCAGGCACAGAAAGACAAACACCACGUAAUCUAAAUUGCGUGUAGAAUCUAAAAAAGUUGAACUCUUAGAAGUAGAGAGUGAAAUGGUGUUUACCUGAGGCUGGAUUGGGAGUGCAUGGGGCAAGAGGAGAUGUUUAUCAAAUGGUACAAAGUUUUAGUCAGGAGGAAUAAGCUUUAGUGAUCUGUUGCACAGAAUUAUGAAAUAUAGUAAUAAUGCAUGUAUAUUUUAAAAUUGAUGAAAGAGUAGAUUUUAAGUGUUUUACCACAAAAAAAUAAGUAUGUGAAGUGAUGGAUUUGUUAAUUAGCGUGAAUUAAUCAUUCUACUAUGUAAGCAUAUGUCACUUUACUCCAUAAAUAGAUAAUAUAUACAACUAUUAUUUGUCAAUUAAAAAUUAAUAAAAUAAAAACAAAGUGUCUCAAAUAUGCUGGUUUAGGUUUGUGGGGAACAAAUGCAGUUAAAAGGUUUUUUUUUUUCAGAUUUUGGAGAGUACGAGCAAAGCAAGAAAAUUCUAGGUCUGUGGUUUUGGGAAGGACAAAUCAGAGAUGAUAGUUUGAUUUAAUUUUGGAUGAGAUUGUUCUUGCAGCAAGAUGUUAAUAAGACAAAAUCUAGACUAAAUGUGUUAAAUGGGCUUGCCAACAAUAUGGAUGAUUUGAAGAUAAACACCGAUAUUACUGGUGCUAAAGAAGAACUCCUAGAUGACAACAAUUUUAUCUCAGACAAGGAGAGUGGAGUUCAUAAACCAAAAGAUUGUCAGACAUCAUUUCAGAAAAAUAAUACAUUGACUCUGCCUGAAGAACUGUCAAAGGACAAAUCUGAAAACGCCUUAAGCGGAGGCCAGUCUAGUCUAUUUAUACAUGCUGGUGCUCCUACUGUUUCUAGUGAAAACUUUAUCUUACCUAAAGGAGCUGCUGUUAAUGGACCAGUUUCACACUCCUCCUUAACUAAGACUUCCAAUAUGAAUAAAGGCAGUGUUUCAUUAACCACUGGGCAGCCUGUGGAUCAGCCAACAACAGAAUCUUGUUCAACUUUGAAGGUAGCAGCUGAUCUUCAGCUGUCUACACCACAGAAAGCAAGUCAACACCAAGUUUUAUUUUUGUUAUCAGAUGUAGCACAUGCUAAGAAUCCCACCCAUUCCAAUAAAAAACUACCUACCUCUGCUUCAGUUGGUUGUGACAUUCAGAAUUCAGUAGGGAGUAAUAUAAAGUCAGAUGGCACUUUAAUAAAUCAAGUAGAGGUGGGUGAGGAUGGUGAAGAUUUAUUGGUAAAAGAUGAUUGUGUCAAUACAGUAACAGGAAUUUCCUCAGGUACAGAUGGAUUUAGAUCAGAAAAUGAUACAAACUGGGAUCCCCAAAAAGAGUUCAUUCAGUUUCUUAUGACUAAUGAGGAAACAGUAGACAAAGCUCCACCUCAUUCUAAAGUAGGUCUAGAAAAAAAAAGAAAGCGAAAAAUGGAUGUAAGCAAGAUAACUCGUUAUACUGAGGAUUGCUUUAGUGAUUCUAAUUGUGUACCCAAUAAAUCAAAAAUGCAAGAAGUAGACUUUCUAGAACAAAAUGAAGAGCUACAAGCAGUAGACCCACAGAAAUAUGCUUUAUCAAAAGUGAAGCCUGAAUCGACUGAUGAAGACUUAGAAUCUGUGGAUGCCUUCCAACAUCUAAUUUAUAACCCAGAUAAGUGUGGAGAAGAGAGUUCACCUGUUCAUACUAGCACUUUUCUUUCAAAUACCUUAAAAAAGAAAUGUGAAGAGAGUGAUUCUGAGUCACCUGCUACUUUCAGUACCGAAGAGCCAUCAUUCUACCCCUGUACAAAGUGCAAUGUGAAUUUUAGGGAGAAGAAGCACCUCCACAGGCAUAUGAUGUAUCAUUUAGAUGGGAAUAGUCACUUUCGCCAUCUUAAUGUCCCAAGGCCAUAUGCUUGUAGAGAAUGUGGACGGACAUUUCGAGAUCGCAAUUCACUUCUAAAACAUAUGAUUAUUCACCAGGAGAGAAGACAGAAGUUGAUGGAGGAAAUUCGUGAAUUGAAAGAACUUCAGGAUGAAGGAAGAAGCGCACGAUUACAGUGUCCUCAGUGUGUGUUUGGUACCAAUUGCCCUAAAACAUUUGUGCAACAUGCUAAAACCCAUGAAAAAGAUAAAAGGUACUACUGCUGUGAAGAGUGUAACUUCAUGGCAGUGACAGAAAAUGAAUUAGAAUGCCAUCGAGGCAUUGCACAUGGGGCAGUGGUAAAAUGCCCGUUGGUCACUUCUGAUAUAGCCCAGAGAAAAACACAAAAAAAGACUUUCAUGAAAGACUCCGUAGUAGGAUCGUCCAAAAAAUCAGCUACCUACGUAUGUAAGAUGUGUCCUUUUACUACUUCAGCCAAAAGUGUUUUAAAAAAGCACAUGGAGUACUUGCAUUCAUCAUCAUGUGUUGAUUCAUUUGGUAGUCCUCUUGGACUUGAUAAAAGAAAAAAUGACAUCCUUGAAGAACCUGUAGAUAGUGAUAGCACUAAACCAUUAACUAAACAACAGUCAACCACGUUUCCAAAGAACUCUGCUUUAAAACAAGAUGUGAAGCGAACAUUUGGAUCAACCUCACAAUCAAGUAGUUUUUCAAAAAUCCAUAAGCGGCCACACAGAGUACAGAAAGCUCGGAAAAGCAUUGCCCAAUCAGGCGUAAACACUUGCAAUCAAAACAGCUCUCCUCAUAAGAAUGUUACAGUUAAAAGCAGCAUUGACCAAAAACCUAAGUAUUUUCAUCAAACAGCAAAAGAAAAGUCUAAUGCCAAGGCAAAUAGCAACUAUUUGUAUAGACACAAAUAUGAAAACUAUAGGAUGAUAAAAAAAUCAGGUGAAUCAUAUCCUGUGCAUUUCAAAAAAGAAGAAGCUAGUUCAUUAAAUUCUUUACACCUGUUUUCAUCAUCAAGUAAUUCUCACAACAGUUUUAUUUCAGACCCUCAUAAGCCUGACACCAAAAGACCUGAAAGCUUCAAAGAUCACAGACGUGUAGCUGUAAAGAGAGUAGUUAAGGAAUCUAAGAAGGAAAGUUCUGUUGGAGGGGAAGACUUGGAUAGCUAUCCAGAUUUUUUGCAUAAAAUGACUGUUGUCGUUUUGCAAAAACUUAAUUCUGCUGAAAAGAAAGAUAGUUAUGAAACAGAAGAUGAAAGUUCCUGGGAUAAUGUUGAGUUAGGAGACUACACUACACAGGCCACAGAAGAUGAAACCUAUAGUGAUAUUAAUCAAGAACAUGUAAAUUUAUUCCCUUUAUUUAAGAGCAAAGUGGAAGGUCAGGAGCCUGGAGAAAAUGCUACUCUUAGUUAUGACCAAAAUGAUGGCUUUUAUUUUGAAUACUAUGAAGAUGCUGGAAGUAACAACUUUUUGCAUGAGAUACAUGAUCCUCAGCAUUUAGAAACUGCAGAUGCUUCAUUGUCAAAGCAUAGUUCUGUUUUUCAUUGGACUGAUUUGUCUCUUGAGAAGAAAUCAUGUCCUUACUGCCCAGCAACAUUUGAAACAGGUGUUGGGUUAUCAAAUCAUGUCCGGGGGCAUCUUCACAGAGCAGGAUUAAGCUAUGAAGCCCGUCACGUUGUAUCACCAGAACAAAUAGCCACAAGUGACAAAAUGCAGCAUUUCAAAAGAACUGGCACAGGAACACCUGUUAAACGAGUUAGAAAAGCUAUAGAGAAGUCUGAAACCACUUCUGAACACACUUGUCAGCUCUGUGGUGGUUGGUUUGAUACUAAAAUUGGAUUAUCAAAUCAUGUUAGAGGCCACUUGAAAAGACUUGGAAAGACCAAAUGGGAUGCUCACAAAUCUCCAAUCUGUGUUCUGAAUGAGAUGAUGCAAAAUGAAGAAAAAUAUGAAAAAAUCUUAAAGGCUUUGAACAGUCGUCGUAUUAUUCCCAGACCAUUUGUAGCUCAAAAACUUGCAUCAAAUGAUGACUUUAUAUCUCAAAAUGUUAUACCUCUUGAAGCAUACCGUAAUGGCCUAAAGACUGAAGCUCUGUCAGUGUCUGCAUCAGAAGAAGAAGGGCUGAAUUUCUUAAAUGAAUAUGAUGAAACAAAACCUGAACUGCCCAGUGGAAAAAAGAAUCAAUCUCUUACACUCAUAGAACUUCUUAAAAAUAAAAGGAUGGGAGAAGAAAGGAAUUCUGCUAUUUCUCCGCAAAAGAUCCAUAAUCAGACAGCAAGAAAGAGAUUCGUUCAGAAAUGUGUUCUUCCAUUAAAUGAGGAUAGUCCGUUGAUGUAUCAGCCACAAAAAAUGGACUUGACUAUGCACUCAGGUAUGCCUGUGAAGCUUAGAACAUGUGUGCAUUGCAAUACGACGUUUACAAGUGCUGUUAGCCUGUCCAACCACUUACGCGCUUAUGCACGAAAGAAGAGUGCUGGACUUUUGACUGGUACAGCCUUAGAUUGUAAGCAAAAGAAAUCAAGGUCAAGAUCUGGAAGCAAGAAGAAAAUGCUAACAUUACCUCAUGGUGCUGACGAGGUUUACAUUCUCCGAUGCAGGUUUUGUGGCCUAGUCUUUCGAGGACCCUUGUCUGUUCAGGAAGACUGGAUUAAGCACUUACAACGACAUAUUGUAAACGCUAAUCUUCCACGGACUGGAGCUGGCAUGGUGGAAGUCACGUCACUACUUAAAAAGCCUGCCUCCAUUACAGAAACUUCAUUUUCUCUACUAAUGGCCGAAGCAGCUUCAUAGAACCAGGAAACCUUUUGAAUAGCCAAUUUGAAUUGGAUGUAAAUUUGAAAUUCUUUUUUUUUUUAAAGCCACAUUAAAUUAUCUGUUUAUAAAUACUAAAGCAGGAAAAUGGGGGAAAGUGAAUUACAAUGACAUCAGAGCAAAUCGAAUACUUAAAACAGUAAGUAGUCUAUAUAUUUUAUAUAGGGUGGAAGAUGUGUUUUUAAGGUUUAUGAAGUUUUAUUGGUUAACUGUGUUCACUCAAUAAAAAAGCAGUACAUGUAAGCAGCCAUUAAUAAACUGUUGCACAUGGAUACUUAUAGACAGACUUAUUGGACAAUUAUGUUUUUUGCAGUGUUACCAGAAUCAAGGCUCUGUUUAUUCCCCACAAGACUUGCAUAGAAAAAUAAGAUAUUAUAUUUUGUUUGUAUGUAUUUAGUGUUUUGUAUAAUACCAAGAACCGCUGACUAAAUUUACUUAAAUUAGGGCAUUAAAUAUCAUGUACUUCAUAGUUUGAGACUGUUCACUCAAAUAGGGCAGAGUACUAUUCUAUCUAGAUGUGUAAGUGUUUUUUUUAAAAUCACAUGGAACGGUUUUUUUUAUACUAAAAAGUGGAGGGAGAUUUGUUUAAACAAGUAUUUCUAAAAGAAAUAUGUACAUAGUUCUGGAAAUUAUUUGUGGUAAGGAAAUAUUCUUUACUCCAGUUGCAUUUCUCAGACAAUAAAGUGGUGCAUCCAUGCUACCUCCUACUUUGUCAACAAAGAUGCUAUUUACCCUUUACAUUUUUGUAUCAUAAUAGAUUUUAAAAAUCUAAUGUUCUUUAUUGCAAGACAUUCUUUUGUUAACAGGUUUGUUUCUUUUUAAUGUUUUACCUAAAAUUUGACAUGCUUACAGAACAGGUUUGCCUCUUACUUUAUUUAACAUUGUAGAAAUGUAAUUAAUAAACAAUGCUCACUACACAGUUUAGAAUAGACGUUCUCAUUUAUAUUAUCUUCCAAAUUUGAUCAGUUAGCAAAACUUAAUACACCAAUUAAAAUAUUUCUACAUAUGAUGAGAAUGUUUACAAUUUAAAUUUUAGAACUUGUUUUGGAUGUGAUUAUAUGUACGAAAAUCGUGUAACACUAUGCUCAUGCUAAGAACCGACAUAACAGAAUUACUGAAAUAAAUGUGCUGUGAGGAAUGGAAAAUAUGGUGCAGGUGUCUUGGUCAUGAUAAAUUGUGAUUCUUUUUAAAAUUUUUUUCCAAAAACAAAUUAGUUCUUUUAAUCUGAAAUCAGAUUCCUUUAUAAACAACAAGUUUUUGUAUGCAAGCACCAUUUUAUUUCAUGUAGUAUGGCUGAUACUAUAGUUGAACCAAGGAUAUGCAUUGAUUCUUUGCUUCGUAUGUAAAUAAAGUUAAAAACCGUUAAAAUAAGGAGUAUUUUGGUAGAGUAUAUACAUACCUCACUGCCAGUGAAAUUGCUUUCCUAUGGUAUAUCUCCUUACCAGAAAAAUCUCUAAAUAAAAAAAGGUUUAAAGAAAAUUAAAA
Messenger RNA from Macaca mulatta (Rhesus monkey), 7686 nucleotides. NCBI's taxonomy places the organism in Eukaryota, Metazoa, Chordata, Mammalia, Primates, Cercopithecidae. The record is from RefSeq and is a predicted model, not a curated record.